This is a messenger RNA of Cheilinus undulatus (humphead wrasse), 1907 nucleotides long. RefSeq lists its product as uncharacterized. The record is from RefSeq and is a predicted model, not a curated record. Bases 811 to 1425 code for a protein of 204 amino acids. Lineage: Eukaryota; Metazoa; Chordata; Actinopteri; Labriformes; Labridae. The transcript is spliced from 8 exons.
GAGGAGACAACUUGAGGGGAUGCUCAGGCACGCAUCUUCAUAACGCUCAAUAAAAUUCAGCAGGUCACACUUUGAAAUCAUCGAUAGGGAGCUUUUGUGGAGGAUCCGUCCUUCAGUGGAUUUUAACACCAGAUUACCCAGCAGUAAGUUCUUCUCCUGUGGGAGGCUGAGGAAAUACAAAUAUGUGGAAAUCACAUGGGAGAUGUACCGAGUCACCUAUCAAGCGGCUUUGGAGACGCGGAGGCGGAUUAGGAGACUGUGCAGUUUUUUCCUCCUGGAGAAGGUGAAGACUCAUCUCUGGAGGAUUUAAACCUCAGCAGCAGCAGCAGCAUUGCCAGGCAGGAUGCAUUUUAGGCACACUUGGAAAUUUAAAAACUCGUGGAGAUACUUUGAGGAUUAUAAAAAUGUGCAGCAUGUCACUGCACAAGACACGUCCAGACCCAAAGCCCCGAGUCACUGAGAAAGUGGGAUAUGAUCCUCCUGGGCGCUCUGCAUGGGCACAGUGAGAUGCUUGCCGUGCCACAGAAGACGACGAGAGCAACCCAGCCUGCCUCCUCCUCAGUUCACCGACAGUUCACUCGGCUCCACGCUGACAGAAAUGACGCUAGACAGAAAAAUGCAAAUUUGACAAUGACAGCCGCAAAUGUUAACACCACUCUUCAAAAAAACUUCAGAUUUGGAGCAAUCCCUGGACCUUUAUGGAUGUUUGGAUGAGAUCUUUUACCGGAUAUGGAUCACAGGGACCUUCUCUGAUGCAGCAGGACUGUUUUGUUGGAAUAUUACGAUCAAGAGAGUGCGCUAGAUCUCCAGAUGGCAAAUAAACAGAAAGACCUGUCAGGUCCGUCAGGUCAGGCUGACCACGCCUGGGGAGAACAGCUGAUAAGGACACGUCACAGCAGUCAGAUGAAGCUACUUAGGAAGACCGCAGAUGACAGUCCAAGCAUGUCAAGACGUGACAAGUGCAAACAUGCUGCAAUGGUCCAACAAUUUCCAUGGGGAGAAAGGGGCUUGAAAUCAGAAAAGAUGCAAAUUCAAAAACAGAAUUAUAAGAAAUGCCCCCUUCUCUGUAGACCACAUUGCGGGAAGACCACCUUACAGGGAUUUUCCCCUUCAGCAGUUCCCAGCACCUACAUGACCAAAACCAAGAGUAUGAGAUCAACAUCCAUCCAGUGUCCGUACCACCUGUCAUGUUGGAGUCACCAGGGGACUGAUACCGAUCCCAUCUGUCAUAGGGCGAGAAGCAAGGUUUACUCAUGGACUGGCCACCAGCCAAUGACAGAACUGACAUAUGAAGCAACCAAUCAUGUUCACAUCUACGGGCAACUGAAGGUCACCAGUAAACCUAACCUGCACAGAGAACCAACGCAUGCUUGGGGAGAACAUGCAAACUCUGACACAGAAAAGUCCUGUCCAACAGGGAUUUGAACCACAAACCUUCUGAAAAGACGGUUCUUACUAGUGCACCACCAUGCAGUCUAUAGGGAGCUUGUUAUUGAUGGAGUAACAAACACAGUGUGUUUCAGCAUUAAAAUGUGUGCUUACAAUUCUUACCCCACAUAUACCCCAUAGAGAUGUACAGUUCCUACCAGAGGUAUUUACCCCCUUGGAUGUUUUACCCUUUGUUGAUUUUAUGAAUCAAUCAUGGUCAAUAUAAUUUGUUGUUUUUGACCAAAAACACAGACAAUUUCACAAAAAAAAGUCAACUGAAGAAAAAUACCCUCUACGUUAACAAGCUUUCCAGGGCCAACUGCCAAAGAGCAUCCCCACAGAAUGAUGCUGUCACUACUGUGCUUCACAGCAGGAGUGGUGUGUUUGGUGUCCGCCAAAAAAAGCGUCUAGUCUGAUAGCUUAAAAGCACAAUUUUGGUCUUAUCAGACCAAAGAACUUUCUCCCACUUGACCGUGGAG